AUGGGAGAGGACAUGGAGAGGACAUGGAGAGGACAUGGGAGAGGACAUGGAGAGGACAAAGGAGAGGACAUGGAGAUGACAUGGGGAGAGGACAUGGAGAGGACAUGGGGAGAGGACAUGGAGAGGACAUGGGAGAGGACAUGGAGAGGACAUGGAGAGGACAUGGAGAGGACAUGGAGAGGGCAUGGGAGAGGAAAUGGAGAGGACAUGGGGAGAGGACAUGGAGAGGACAUGGAGAGGACAUGGGACAGGACAUGGAGAGGACAUGGAGAGGACAUGGAGAGGACAUGGAGAGAAUAUGGGACAGGACAUGGAGAGGACAUGGAGAGAAUAUGGAGAGGAUAUGGAGAGGACAUGGGACAGGACAUGGAGAGGACAUGGAGAGAAUAUGGAGAGGACAUGGAUGAGGACAUGGAGAGAAUAUGGAGAGGAUAUGGAGAGGACAUGGGACAGGACAUGGAGAGGACAUGGAGAGAAUAUGGAGAGGACAUGGAGAGGACAUGGAGAGGACAUGGAGAGGAUAUGGAGAGGAUGUGGGAGAGGACAUGGAGAGGACAUGGGAGAGGACAUGGAGAGGACAUGAAGAGGAUAUGGAGAGGAUGUGGAGAGGACAUGGAGAGGACAUGGGAGAGGACAUGGAGAGGACAUGAAGAGGAUAUGGAGAGGAUGUGGAGAGGACAUGGAGAGGACAUGGGAGAGGAUAUGGAGAGGAUAUGGAGAGGACAUGGAGAGGACAUGGAGAGGACAUGGGAGAGGACAUGGGAGAGGACAUGGAGAGGACAUGGGACAGGACAUGGAGAGGAUAUGGAGAGGACAUGGGAGAGGACAUGGAGAGGACAUGGGAGAGGACAUGGGACAGGACAUGGAGAGGACAUGGGACGGGACAGGACAUGGGAGAGGACAGGAAGAGGACAUGGGAGAGGACAUGGGACAGGACAUGGAGAGGACAUGGGAGAGGAUAUGGAGAGGACAUGGAGAGGACACAGAGAGGACACGGAGAGGACAUGGAGAGGACAUGGGAGAGGACAUGGAGAGGACAUGGGAGAGGACAUGGGAGAGGACAUGGAGAGGCCAUGGGAGAGGACAUGGAGAGGCCAUGGAGAGGACAUGGGAGAGGACAUGGGAGAGGACAUGGAGAGGAUAUGGAGAGGACAUGGAGAGGACACGGAGAGAACACGGAGAGGACAUGGGAGAGGACAUGGGAGAGGACAUGGAGAGGCCAUGGGAGAGGACAUGGAGAGGACAUGGGAGAGGACAUGGAGAGGACAUGGGAGAGGACAUGGAGGGGCCAUUGGAGAGGACAUGGAGAGGACACGGAGAGGACAUGGAGAGGACAUGGAGAGGACACGGAGAGGACAUGGAGAGGACAUGGGAGAGGACAUGGGAGAGGACAUGGAGAGGCCAUGGGAGAGGACAUGGAGAGGACAUGGGAGAGGACAUGGAGAGGACAUGGGAGAGGACAUGGAGGGGCCAUUGGAGAGGACAUGGAGAGGACGUGGAGAGGACGUGGAGAGGACAUGGGAGAGGACAUGGAGAGGACAGGGAGAGGACAUGGGAGAGGACAUUGAGAGGACAUGGAGAGGACAUGGGAGAGGACAUGGGAGAGGACAUGGAGAGGACAUGGGAGAGGACAUGGAGAGGACAUGGGAGAGGAAAUGGAGAGGACAUGGGACAGGACAUGGAGAGGACAUGGGAGAGGACAUGGAGAGGACAUGA
Molecule: messenger RNA, 1716 nt
Organism: Knipowitschia caucasica
Lineage: Eukaryota; Metazoa; Chordata; Actinopteri; Gobiiformes; Gobiidae
Source: the annotation of a GenBank genome assembly